Chenopodium quinoa (quinoa) is the source of this 381-nucleotide messenger RNA. RefSeq lists its product as uncharacterized. The coding region runs from base 1 to 381 and encodes 126 amino acids. Lineage: Eukaryota; Viridiplantae; Streptophyta; Magnoliopsida; Caryophyllales; Amaranthaceae. The transcript has a single exon. The record is from RefSeq and is a predicted model, not a curated record. Gene Ontology annotation, molecular function: zinc ion binding.
AUGGGGGAUAUGGAGCUGCCUGAAUAUGCAGCCAAGAUUCUGCAAACAAGAUCAGAUGAGUCUAGGUUAUGCUAUGCAACCCCAUGUGGUGGUGAUGAGUUUGAGGUGAGAGACCAACAUGUGCAUUUUCCCAUCAAGCUGAACACUGGCACUUGUGGUUGUGGGAAGUGGCAACAUUUAGGAAUCCCAUGCAAGCAUGUACUAAGGGUGAUUUACCACCAGAGGCUACAACCGGCAGUCUUUGUAUCCCCUUGUUUCAAAGGGAAGGCAUACAAGCUAACUUAUGAAGAGCAUAUGCAUCCAAUGCCUGACCCAAGUCAAUGGCCAUCAUUGAACCUGCCUAACAUACUAGCACCACUGGUGAAAAGAUUUGCAGGAUGA